GGAAGGCCCGCCCGCCCGCCUCUCCUCUCCCUGGCCGUCUGGGUCUGCCUGGGGGGCCAUGGGGGAGCAAGGCGACGAGGCGCCGCUCUUGGUAUGGGCCGAGGGCCCCGGCGUCUCCCUCCCUGAGGGCUCCUGCUCCUCGGGCCCUCCAUGGGCGGGAAGCGGAGGAGGAGGAGGAGGAGGCCGCCAAGGGGAGGCCCUGGGCCCCGGGCAGCAGCAGCAGCAGCAGCUCCAAGGAGAAGGUCCAGAGCAGGUGGAGGAGGACCAGAUUGUGGCCGUCUUUGUGGUCACUUUCGACCCCAGGACGGGUAACAUGGUUGAAUGGUGUUUGCCACAAGACAUUGAUCUGGAAGGUGUUGAAUUCAAAUCUAUGGCCAGUGGGUCCCACAAAAUUCAGUCAGAUUUCAUUUACUUCCGAAAAGGGCUAUGCUUUGGCUUGGCCUGUUUUGCAAACAUGCCUGUGGAGAGCGAGUUAGAACGUGGUGCCCGCAUGAAGUCUGUGGGUAUUCUUUCUCCUUCAUACACCCUGUUAUACAGAUAUAUGCACUUCCUGGAGAAUCAAGUCAGGCACCAGCUGGAGAUGCCAGGGCAUUACUCUCACUUAGAAGCAUUUUAUGAUGAUAAGAAAGGUGUUCUCCCUGCUGGUACCUCAGCUUCCCAACAACCCAUCCACUGGCUGCCUUCCAUCCAUAGAUACAUGUACCCAGAGAUGAAGAUUACACACCCUGCAGGUUGCAUGUCUCAGUUCAUCAAGUUCUUUGGUGAGCAGAUCCUUACUCUCUGGAAGUUUGCCUUGCUUCGCAAACGCAUUUUGAUAUUUUCACCACCACCUGUUGGUGUGGUCUGCUAUAGAGUUUAUUGCUGCUGUUGCCUUGCUAAUGUCUCCUUGCCUGGAAUUGGUGGGACUGUCCCUGAAUCCAAGCCUUUCUUCUAUGUCAAUGUGGCUGAUAUUGAAAUGCUGGAGACAGAGGUGUCCUAUGUGGCCUGCACGACAGAGAAAAUCUUUCAAGAAAAACAGGAUCUCUACGAUGUCUAUGUGGAUAACCAGAAUGUGAAAACACACCAUGAGCACCUGCAGCCACUCCUCAAGAUUAAUAGUGCAGACAAAGAAAAAUACCGGAGGCUUAAUGAUCAGAGACAGAUGCUGAUGUACUCCCAGGAGGUGGAUGGGGAUUGCAGCUCUUGUGAAGAAGACCUCUUCAUCCUGUUCUUCAUGGAACAGAACAACCGGAUAUUUCAGACACUGAUGGAGGUGUCAGCCAGCCAGGACAAGACACUAACAGCUGAUCAUGCCCGGGGAAUGGGCUUGGACCCCCAAGGAGAUCGUAGCUUCCUCAUGGACCUACUAGAAGUCUAUGGCAUUGAUGUCAUGCUGGUCAUUGAUAACCCUUGCUGUACUUAAAACAGAGGAUGCCGGAAGGGCAAGAAAAGGAGAACACCAAUUUCUCCAUUUGAGGGGAUGGCAGCAACUUCAAAGACUAUGGGAUGCAGGAGGGCAGCUUUACUGGAACUCAUCACAACUUGUAUCAUGAAGGAUUGCCUUUUAUUUAAAAAAAUUCUCUAAAGAAAGUGUUAUUUAUCUAUAUUUAUAUAUUUCUCCUGUGAACUAUCAUUUUCAGAUAUACCAUAACUAAGAUGUGAUUUUUGUCCUCCAGGAUAGACUGCCCAACCAUGCUUUCCUACUUUGAGUUCUGUAGAACUGAUGGUUUUCCUUCCUCUCCUUCCCACCUGCUCAUAAACAACCCAGCACAAGUGGCUUUUGAGAGCCUAGCCCAGAUGUGUUGGCCAAGAAUUUGGGUGGGUGGAGAAAGCACUUUAUUCUCUUGGGGACCAAUAAGAAAAAAAUAAUGCUGCUUUGAGACAAGACUUCAUUACCUGGUUACCUGGUUAUAGGUUAUACUUCUUCAAACUGGCCAGAAGCAACCCCAUUACUAUUUGUGUUCUUUUACAUGACUCUUACCACUUGCCUUGUGCAUAUUAAAAUGCUUGAAUUCCACUCACCUGGUGGAAGCAUGAGUCCCCAGGUGCCGAACUACAACUUUCAGCUUUCAUCACCACUGAACUGCAUAGGACUGCUGGGAGUUGCAGUUCAGCAGGAUUUGGAAGAACACAUAGUCCCAACCUUAUUUAGCAGAUCCCACUUGGAGAGAUGGCUUCUGGCUAGACCUCACUAGGCUACAUUUAUCCUUGCAGUCACCCUCUCAUUGAGGAGUAGGGUCCAAAAUGAAAUUAUUCCUGCUCAAAACCAACACAUUUGACCUCAGCCUUUACUUCCAGUAGUGCUUUGCAGAAUCUCUCAGCAGUUUAUAGUUAUUUCAGUCUUUGGAUUGCUUCUCACUGAGCUAGCUCUGAAGAUAGUUGGAUCUAGCUAUCACUUUGUUAUUUGUUGACCUGUGUUACUUCUUCAGUAACAGGCUGUACAAAGGAGUUUGUAUGUUUGGUUAUACAGAAAGACAUGUAAGCUUCUAACUAGAAAAGCAGUGGUAGGAUUUAGUUGAAAAGGCAAAAGACAACAGUGAGGUAUGAUAGAAAAUCUCCUUUAGCCUGUUCUACAGUGAGGGGGUUAUCUUUGAGGAAGGUAGGUAAGAGUGAUCAUGCUGCACACUUGUACAUACUUUGCUUGCACAAAGCACUGGGCUUGUAUAUUGUGGUUUAUUUGCAAUUUAUGAGAACAAGAUUUUAAAAGCUGUGAAAUAAUUUAUUAAUGAAUAGAGCAUUUUACAGUUAAAAGCGUUCAGUUUAAACUGUCAAAGGCAGUAAUGUGCAUCAAUCGAUGUUCAGUUGCUACAUGUGGCUUGGUUUUUGUAGUAGUUUCACUGCUUGUUUCCAUAAUGAACUAAUUUUGAUCUACUAUUGAUAGGCAAAUACUGCUCAGUUCUGUGUUUGGCUAGGAGCUAAAGGCCUUUCAUGGCUACUUUGUAGUCAGUGCCUCCAUUCAUAGGCUGGGACAGCUUUUCCCAAAUUGGCAUCCUCCAACUUUGAUCAUUUGCAGCCAACAUCAUCCGUCCCAUCUGAGGAAGGCUGGGCUAGAGAUAAGCAAGCACAGAUGUGCCACACUCCCAUAUUUAGGCAUUUUUGCUAUUCUCAUCUAUGAGUUCUGAGACAGUCUGGGAUAGAUUUUUGUGGGUUUUUCGGGCUAUGUGGCCAGUGUUCUGGAAGAGUUUACUGUAUUCUUGAGGUUUCGCCAGCAUC
This is a messenger RNA of Sceloporus undulatus (fence lizard), 3192 nucleotides long. It is a transcript of the gene DENND11, whose product is annotated as DENN domain containing 11. Gene Ontology annotation, cellular component: cytoplasm. Bases 59 to 1402 code for a protein of 447 amino acids. NCBI's taxonomy places the organism in Eukaryota, Metazoa, Chordata, Lepidosauria, Squamata, Phrynosomatidae. The transcript has 9 exons. The record is from RefSeq and is a predicted model, not a curated record.